Molecule: messenger RNA, 4041 nt
Organism: Rubroshorea leprosula
Lineage: Eukaryota; Viridiplantae; Streptophyta; Magnoliopsida; Malvales; Dipterocarpaceae
Source: the annotation of a GenBank genome assembly
CAUUGUACCCCCAAGGCAUUCUAAAUCAUUGGUAUUAUGGCAUCACCCUUGUUCUUCCUCCUGCUACUUCAGUCUUUUCUUGUUUCUACUUCUGCUUCUUCCACCACUUCUUUACUUAAUCAAACAGAAACUCUUCUCAAAUGGAAAGCUAGUCUUGACAACCAAAGCCAAAGUUUCCUCUCUUCCUGGGUUGGGGAAACUCCUUGCAGUUGGGUUGGAAUUGCUUGUGACAAAGUUGGAAGCAUCACCAACAUAAGCCUUUCAAAUUUUGGUCUCAAAGGUACACUCGACAACCUUAACUUCUUGGCCUUCCCUAACCUAAUUCGCUUUGAUGUUGGUAAUAAUUCACUUUAUGGGGCCAUUCCUUCUGACAUCGUUAACUUGUCCAAACUCACUUUUUUCAAUUUGUCUACUAAUGACAAUUUUUCUGGAAAUAUUCCCAAGGAUAUAGGAAGGUUGAGUUUGCUUGCUGUACUUGACCUUGCUUGGAACCAACUUAGUGGUUCGCUUCCUGUUUCUGUAGGAAAUUUAAGCAAUAUGUCUUACCUUGCAGUCACUGGCAAUAACCUCAGCGGUUCCUUGCCUCAAGAAGUUGGAAUGAUGAGAUCACUUGUUGUGGGUCUUUUAGGAUUGAAUUCCUUUACUGGUCCAAUCCCUGCAUCAAUAGGAAAUUUAAGCAAUUGUCAAUAUCUUUACCUUUCUGAAAAUGAGCUAUCUGGUUCAAUUCCUAGUGAAAUAGGAAGGUUAAGUUCACUUAUUGAUCUUCGCCUUAAAUACAAUCAGUUAUCUGGUUCUAUUCCUAGUGAAAUAGGAAGGUUAAGUUCACUUAAUUUUCUUGCCCUUCAUGACAAUCAGUUAUCUGGUUCUAUUCCUAGUGAAAUAGGAAGGUUAAGUUCACUUAAUUUUCUUGACCUUCAUGACAAUCAGUUAUCUGGUUCUAUACCUCAAGAAGUUGGGAUGAUAACAAAUCUUAAUACGCUUGAUUUUUCCAAUAACUCCCUAACUGGAAUGAUUCAAUCACUUUUCCACUUGCAGUUGUUAGGAAAUAAUCUCAAAGGUGUUAUACCGACUUCCAUAGGAAACCUAACCAGUUUAGUCUCUCUUCUUCUCUUUGAUAACGAGUUAAUUGGCUCAAUACCAUCAGAAAUAGGAUUUCUCAACUCUCUCACUAAUCUUGCUUUGCAUAAGAACAGUUUCUCUGGUCCAAUCCCAGCUUCUUUAGGAAAUCUAACCAGUUUAAACAAUCUUCGUCUCUCUGAGAACAUGCUUUCUGGUCCAAUCCCAACUUCUUUAGGAAAUCUAGCCAGUUUAAACAAUCUUUCUCUCUCUGAGAACAUGCUUUCUGGUCCAAUCCCAGCUUCCAUGGGAAACUUGACUAGACUUUCUUAUUUAUUUCUUAGAAAUAACUCUCUGUCUGGUCCUAUUCCAGUAGAAAUGAAUAACCUCACUGUUUUGAAAUCUUUACAAUUAAGUGAUAAUCAACUCACUGGCCAUGUACCUGACAAUAUAUGCCUUGGGGGAUUACUCAAAUUUUUGGCUGUUGACAGAAACAAUUUAACUGGUCCCAUCCCAAGAAGUUUAAGAAACUGCACUAGCUUAUACAGGGCAAGGCUUGAGGAGAAUCAACUUGAAGAAAAUAUAUCAGAAGCUUUUGGCAUAUAUCCCACCUUGGAUUUUAUUGAUUUGAGUGAUAACAAGUUGUACGGUGAACUUUCUCCAAAUUUGGGUCUAUGUCAAAACCUCACAAGCUUGAAGAUCUCCAACAACAAGGUAUCUGGUAGGAUACCUCCUGAGCUAGCUCAAGCCACUCAAUUGACUCGGCUUGACCUUUCUUUAAAUCAGUUGAGUGGGAAGAUUCCUAAGGAAAUAGGCAAGCUAACGACCCUGGCUUAUCUCUUGCUAAAUGACAACCAACUCUUUGGCAGAAUCCCACCAGAGCUAGGAAAGCUAGUUAAUCUGCAACAACUUAGCUUGGCAAAGAACAAUCUAGCUGGACCAAUUCCAAAACAACUUGGGAAUUGCUUCAAGUUAUUACACUUGAACCUAAGCAACAACCUAAUUGAGGAAAGUAUUCCAUCUGAAAUAAGCAAAAUAUUUGCCCUAGAAACUCUUGAUUUUAGUGGGAAUAAAUUAACAGGAGAGAUUCCACAAGAGCUUGGAGGAUCACGUGCGUUGGAAAUGCUGAAUCUUUCUCAUAAUAUGCUUUCUGGUUUCAUUCCUCCUACUUUUGAUGAACUGAAGAGCUUAACAAAUGUUAACAUCUCUUAUAAUCAGUUUGAGGGCCCUAUCCCACCUACUCAAGGUUUCCUUCUUGCCCCAUUUGAUGCUCUUAGAAACAAUAAAGGCCUCUGCGGCAAUGUCACUGGUCUCCCGCAUUGUGUAUCCAAAAGCCAGAAGAAAAGCCGCAGAGGACUCGUAAUUUUAAUCAUUACACCAGUUUUGGGUGUUCUAUCUCUUUUAUUUAUCUUGGUGGGGUGUUUACUUCUUGUUCGUCACAAAAAAUCUGAGAUAAAAGAGCGGCAAUUUCAAGAUUUAUUUGCCAUAUGGGGAUAUGAUGGGGAAAUCCUCUAUGAAAACAUUCUUGAAGCUACAGAGCAAUUCAACUCCAACUAUUGCAUUGGCUCAGGAGGAUAUGGAAAUGUUUACAAAGCUCUGCUGCCAACUGGUCAAGUUGUUGCGGUUAAGAAACUUAACCCAUCAGAUGACAAUCAGUCCAUCAAUUUGCGAGCAUUUGAAAGCGAGAUUCGUGCUUUAGUGGACAUACGACAUCGUAACAUUAUCAAGUUGUAUGGUUUUUGUUCAAAUGCAGAGCAUUCAUUCCUGAUCUAUGAGUUUGUAGAAAGGGGGAGCUUGAGGACAAUUUUGAGCAACCCAGAAGAAGCGGCAGAGUUGGAUUGGGAUAAGAGAUUGAACAUUGUUAAAGGUUUAGCGAGUGCUUUAUCUUACAUGCACCAUGAUCGCCCUUCACCAAUAAUCCAUCGUGACAUUUCUAGCAACAAUGUUUUGUUAGAUUUGGAUUAUGAAGCUCAUGUCUCAGACUUUGGCACAGCUAGGAUUUUGAAGCCGGAUUCUUCUAACUGGACAUCCUUUGCAGGCACAUUUGGCUACACAGCUCCAGAACUUGCUUACACGAUGCAGGUGAAUGAAAAAUGUGAUGUCUAUAGUUUUGGGGUGGUAACAAUGGAGAUAAUUAUGGGAAGGCAUCCAGGUGAUCUUAUUUCAGAUUUAUGGACACCAAAUGGCCAGCAGAUGUUGCUGAAGGAUGUCAUAGAUCAAUGCCUUAAGCCUCAAAGGAGGAAUAUGGUGGCUGAGCAAGUGGUUGCUACCACAAAGCUAGCAUUUACAUGUUUGCAUUCCAAUCCUCAAUUUCGCCCCACUAUGCAGCAGGUUUAUCAGGCUCUUACAAGUGGUCGACCAUCUCUAUUGCCAAAGCCAUAUUCAAUGAUAAGUUUGGGAGAUUUGAUUGGAGAUGGACAUGGGAUGCAAGGCUGAAUUGCUUGGAUAUUUAUCAUAGUUCUAGGUAUGUGUCAUUUGUAUUUAUCUUUUCUAGUCUACCUUCUCUCUCAACAUAAAUUAUUUUUAUUCUUUGUGUUCUACUCUUUGUGAUAAACUCUUGAAUUUGUUUGCUUUGGCUUUUAUUGAUGCUAUCUUGCUGAUAUAAUGGAAUAUUAUAUAAAAAUAUGACAGGUUGUGAAGUCUAAUAAAGAACUUGAAGAAAUGUGGAUGUGUUAUCAAGUUUUCUAUUUACAUUCAAUCUGAAGAUGAACGGGACUACUUUUUUCUAAUAAAUUAGGAAUGUAGUUAAGCUACACACUGUGUGGACUAUUGCAUUCUUUUGAUUGUUGCAACUCCUUAGGGUUUUUUUUUUUUUUUUUCGUUUUUUAAAAAAUAAUUUGCUGGUGUAUGUGUGUUGCUACCAUCAGCGUUGGAUGGUCUUUGUAUUCAUUUGCCAUAAGUUAUAUUAGCUGAUGUAAAUUUAUUUUCAUUGAAUUUUAUGAUUUCUAUGUUGGGGUUUAUUACUAAUACAACUCCUCCUUGUUU